Molecule: messenger RNA, 573 nt
Organism: Prunus armeniaca (apricot)
Lineage: Eukaryota; Viridiplantae; Streptophyta; Magnoliopsida; Rosales; Rosaceae
Source: the annotation of a GenBank genome assembly
AUGGAGUUGCUUAAAUUAUCCAAAUUCAAGCUCCAGCUUCGAACGCUCAUCACCGAAGUCCGAGAACUCAGAGAAAAGGAACGCUCUGCCACCGAGCAACUUCGUCUUCUUAUUCAGAAACAAAAGCAAACCGAGGAAGAAUAUGGGAGGAGAUUACAGGAAUCGCAGGCUGAAUUAGCUUCUUCGAAUGAGCUGCGCCAAAAACUCGAAAGAGAGGUAAGGUACCUUCAGAAUGACAAUUCUAUGCUCGAGAACAAGCAAAAAGAGUUGAAAGGAACGAUACAAAGCCUACUCCAGUCGAGGGACACAUUCGUUAAUGCUUAUGAGGAAUCCACUUGUGAAAUGAAACGCUCAAUUCAGUGCAGAGAUAGAAAGCUUUCUGUCCUAUCUGAGAAGAUUAAAUAUCAUCUAUUGCUAUUUGAUUCAAUAGAAAAGGAGGCAACGUCUGUAAAGAAAGUUGUGGAUAACGUGCAACGUAUCGUGAGUGAAAAAGAGGAAGUAGGCAAGCAGCUGUUUGAAUUCUUAAUGCACGCUUAUAUUGAAUUUGAAGCUGCAGUUUCAGAUUCCUUCUAA